AUGAUAAGGCAUUUACUGGACAACGUUGUGCACCGUGGGAUGCCGCACCAUUAUUCCACGGAAAUGUGGGAGCGCACGCACAAGGGCACGGUUAAGGGUCCAGUAAGAGGGAGCAACUGGAGCGACAUUCCACGCCGCAUUGUGGAGGAGGAGGUGCAGCGAGAGGUGUACCGUGAAGUUGCUGUAGACGCGGGGGGUGGGCGACAGUACGCGACCGCAUUGAGCGAGGCAAUCAAGACUACGAAACCGGUGCUUACAAAGAAGUAUCGGAUCAUGCGCAUAGGCGGGGAGUCGGAUCCAGUGCACGAUGAGUACACCGCCGCGCUUGGAGACGACAUGAAGGGGAUGGCCGAUGAGUUCAAGGCGUUGGGGCUGUCUACCAACAACGUGCAGGUCCACACGGCGGUGGCCAUUCCGCGCACAAGGGGCGGAGAGCUAGUGGCAAAAGGGACAUUUGUGAAGGCGUCUCCCCGAGAGAGGUGGUAUUCGGACGUGGCACUGCUGAACAACAAGAAGGGAGACUGGUUUGCAAGAUGUCUGUGCAUCUUCAGGGCGGUUGACCGUGAUGGGGAGUGGAAGGGGUACGCAUACGUGCGGUACUAUGAGGGGGCGGGAAUAUGCAAGCUUACGGGGUGCAAGCAGCUGCACAAGCAAGUGGAGAAGGUGAGGUACUCGGUGGUGGAGUUGAGGAGCCUGCAGAGAGUGGUGCACGUGUGCCCUUCGUAUAGCAACAAGAAGGUGCAAUUAGUGAACAGGUUUUUGCUAUGUGAGUGA
This is a messenger RNA of Closterium sp. Yama58-4, 774 nucleotides long. The record is from the annotation of a GenBank genome assembly. Lineage: Eukaryota; Viridiplantae; Streptophyta; Zygnematophyceae; Desmidiales; Closteriaceae.